Molecule: messenger RNA, 1576 nt
Organism: Talpa occidentalis (Iberian mole)
Lineage: Eukaryota; Metazoa; Chordata; Mammalia; Eulipotyphla; Talpidae
Product: melanoma-associated antigen B4-like
Exons: 2
Coding region: 100-1170 (356 amino acids)
Biological process (GO): negative regulation of transcription by RNA polymerase II
Cellular component (GO): nucleus
Source: RefSeq, a predicted model, not a curated record
CGGCAGUAAUCUGAGGAAGAAGUCUGAAGACUUGCCAGGUGGCCCCAUCACUUACUCUGCCGCCCACACUGGUGCCUGCUCUCCCUGACCAGUGUCCUCAUGCCUCGCGGUCAGAAGAGUAAGAUCCGGGCCCGGGAGAAACGUCACCAGGCCCGGGAGGAGACUCAGAGUCUCAAUGAGGCCCAGGCCGAGGCCCAGACCCCGGCCCAGGCCCAGGCUGCCUCAGCAGAGGAGGAGGAAUCUUCUCCCCACUCCUCACCUGCUGCUGAAUCUGAGGCUGCUCCCCCUGGCUCCCCUGCUGCUGAUCCUCCCCAGGAGCCCAAGCAGGCCCAGGGUCCUCGCUGUCCCGAUGCAGGGGCCUCGUGCCCGGGGGCCCACGAAGGUGCCCAGGGCCAAGAGGCGGCGAGCGGCAGCACCUCCCAGGCGGCAGCCGCCAUGGAGACCUACCGCAAGGAUCCCCUCACCAGGAAGGCCAGCAUGCUGGUUCAGUUCCUGCUGCAGAAGUACAAAAGCAAGGAGCCCAUCACUCAGGUAGCCUUGCUGAAGGUGGUCAAGAAGAAGUACAAGAAGCACUUCCCCGAGAUCCUCAAGAGAGCUGCGGAUCGCAUGGACCUGGUGUUUGGCCUGGAGUUGAAGGAAGUCAACCCCAGCAACCCCUCCUACACGCUGGCCAGCAAGAUGGCGAUCCCCAGCGAAGAGGAUUUGGUGGGGAGUGUGGGCUUGCCCAAGACGGGCUUCCUGUUGGCGCUCCUGGGCGUCAUCUUCAUGAAGGGCAACCGUGCCUCCGAGGAGCAGGUCUGGGAUUUCCUCCAUGUCCUGGGGGUGCACGCUGGCAGGAGGCACCUCAUCUUUGGGGAGCCCCGCAGGUUCAUCACCCAAGAUCUGGUGAGAGAUAAGUACCUGGAGUACCGCCAGGUGCCAGGCAGUGAUCCCCCCACCUACGAGUUCCUGUGGGGUCCCAGGGCCCAUGUGGAAACCACUAAAAUGCAGGUGCUGAAGGUUCUAGCCAAGCUCAGCAAUACCACCCCCAGUGCCUUCCCCGACCUGUACGAGGAGGCUCUGUUUGAUGAGGCAGACAGGGCAUGCAUGCGAUUCGCGGCCAGGGUUGGCACCACAGCCAAGGCUCGUGGGCCCUCUGGGGCCCAGCUCGCCAGCUCCCCCGGCACCUAGGGAGUCCUGGGGCAGCUUUUACACUCUGUGGUUGUUGAGAGCUGUCAGUGUUUUAGGUAAUGGCAAGUAGUAUGGCUUGGAGAGAGAAGAUAAUCUAUUUUUCCCUGUUGUAAUGAGUAACUUGUAGGUCUAUUUUUUUAAUAGUUCUUUUCUUUAAUUUAAGGUUUAUCUUGUUCAUAAUGUAAGUUGAUUAUUGUCAUGGAUGACACACUUCUUUCUGUUCAUAUUUAAUCGUCAGAGUUUGUCCUUUGUAAGCAAAGUGAAAAAUUUUAAAUAUUUUGCUGUACAAGGAGGUCACAUGUUAUUGGCACAGGUUUUUGUUUUUUGUUAAAUGAGAACAAAUCCCACAGGAAAAUAGUUGGGACAAUUCAGUGGCUGAACAAGGGUAAAUACUGGUCAUUUUUUC